Molecule: messenger RNA, 2103 nt
Organism: Aureobasidium namibiae CBS 147.97
Lineage: Eukaryota; Fungi; Ascomycota; Dothideomycetes; Dothideales; Saccotheciaceae
Exons: 5
Coding region: 1-2103 (700 amino acids)
Source: RefSeq, a predicted model, not a curated record
AUGGCCACCCCAAGGAGAUCACAUUCACCUCUUGUAGGCAAGAAGCCACUGCUGUCAGUCGACUGGGUGGUCAGAUGUGCAUUGAACAGCAUCGCAAAGAUUUUCACCUACAGAAACAUCAGUGGCAGAAGUAUUCCGAACUCCGAGAUUGAUAUCGAGAUGCAAGCGGUCGUUGUAGACCCAAAUGGCCAUGACGACGGCGACAGCGAGCCCACGCUCGACCUGAGAAGAGAUCUAGAGAGCCAAGCGGACGCCGUUCUGAGACGUAAGUGGCUUUCUGUUUGGUUCAGAAGCGGAUUGAAUGUUUUACGUGCCGUGGUGCAUUCGUGCUACAUGCUGAAGCCGAGACCGGAGGCGGACGCCGACAGCGUAGAUCCUCGUAGAUUUACCGCCUUACCAAAGCGAGGGGUCAGGGAUGAUGCGCCAACGCAACAAGAACACCUGGAACAUGAGGAGCAUGUACGAGCCUGCGAGGGAGCUCCAGGUGUUGUGCCUGGCCUGCUUCUGACCCUGCUCGUGGCGCUAAGGGCGUGUGUUGCCUGGCCCGUCCUUGGGGAUCCAUUCGCUGAUGCAGCUAACGGCCGGAAGUUGGUGAGCGCCCGUACGCGCCAUCAACCGCAUCAAGACCGACUUGAUCUUUCUGUUCGGUUGAGCUUCACAAGACAGAGUAGAAGCCAAGACCAGGUCUACGAGAUUGCCAGAGCGAGACGGUGGAAUGGCUCGAUGCCUUGUCGGAGCGCUUCGGCUCCUGACUGGCGACGCUCCCGCCCGCAGAGAAGAAGCCACUCCCGGGCCGUGCCUGCCUGCGACCAAAACAAGGCCGACCCCCGCCGUCGCUUUCCCUCUCGCUCGCCUUUUUCAUCUCACCUGCCGCCCUGUAUUCAUCCUUCUAACUUUGUCAACGAUAAUCGUAUACCCAUCGAUAAAUGGAAGCAUACUCGAACCCGUCAUCGGAUGAUAGCCGUAGAUUCGCUCAAGGACUUCCCAUCGGAAUCGAAGCUUAUACUCUCUUUAGCCGCCGAACAGAACAAUUCACACAAGCCUUCAUCGCAAAUCAAAGACAAUACCAUGGCAGACGUUCGUAGCAGUCCGCGUGAAAGUCACACUGGCGCCGAGAUGAACGGUGAAACCCGCCCUCAAGUGCCAACUUGGUCGGUGGCCAACGCAAAGGAGGCAAAACCUCCGUCCGAGCCUGAGGGCCGAACGACGGGUCCCAGGAUCGACGUGGAUCCUUCUAACGGAAGUCACACUGCUUCGGCCGAUGCUGAUGCACAAUCUGAUAUCGACGAACUGCUUACUGGAGGUGACGCUGAGCCUGAGCCCCCUCGCUAUGAUGGGGACUUUGACAUCGAGAGGCACGACUACUGGUGGAAUCUGCUUGACAUGGACAAUCCUCGACAUGCCAGAGCUUCCAAGGGCAUGCGCUAUGGCCAAGAACGCAAUCCUAGAUGUGAUACCUGCGAAAGACAAAACAGAGCUUGUAUGACGCGGCCCAACAGUCAUGACAAGACUGGAUGUGUUCGAUGUUCAUACACACAGAGCGGGUGCUCACACGCUAGAGAAGCCAGAGAGUCUCACCAACAGCGGACUGGUUUCCCGCUUCUUAAGAUUGCUGGCGCCCGCAAACGUGAUGACCUGGACGACGAUGACUCUCGCAGCCCUCCGCUUGAGCUUGCAGCAAAGCGAGCGCGUCUCUCAAGUUACAGCGGAGCUUUCCCAGAAGCAGGCAGAAAUUUGAAUGCUACUCCAUCGCGACCUACCUUCGAUGCCCCUAUCUCCGUCAAUGGACGACAUUAUUCUCCGGUCCAUGUACCAGGGUCAGCGGCCGAGAGAGAACCAAGCGGUGUCAAUGGUGACAGUGCACGAUCAACUCGACCGGACGCCGACAACCGCCAGUACUACGAUACGCAUAACGAACUGUCUCGACAUGAUGACAGGUAUCAGAAUCACGACCGUUACGAAGUCUCUGCUCGUGAUAUGAACAAUUUGUUCAGCCUGGUUGAUAAGCUCCAGCGGGAAGUCAGAACACUUCGCAGUAAGCUGGAUGGAGUCGAGGCCCGUGUAGACACUAUCAGUGGAGCUGUUGAUAUCUACAGGCCGUAG